Messenger RNA from Dichomitus squalens LYAD-421 SS1, 545 nucleotides. RefSeq names its product ribosomal protein L38e. The record is from RefSeq and is a predicted model, not a curated record. Gene Ontology annotation, cellular component: cytosolic large ribosomal subunit; ribosome. Gene Ontology annotation, biological process: protein-RNA complex assembly; translation. Gene Ontology annotation, molecular function: structural constituent of ribosome. NCBI's taxonomy places the organism in Eukaryota, Fungi, Basidiomycota, Agaricomycetes, Polyporales, Polyporaceae. The transcript is spliced from 4 exons. Bases 28 to 279 code for a protein of 83 amino acids.
ACCGACAGGGACAACACCAACGCCAAAAUGCCCAAGGAGAUCCGUGACAUCAAGCAGUUCAUCGACAUCGCCCGGAGGAAGGAUGCCAAGGCGGCUCGCAUAAAGAAGAUUGCGUCGCGAGUCCCUGGCGGCAAGACCAAGACCAAGUUCAAGAUCCGGUGCUCUCGCUAUCUCUACACUCUGUCGCUAGACGACCCAGAGAAGGCAGAGAAGCUCCAGCAGAGCUUACCUCCUGGUCUCCACGUCGAGGAAAUCAAGGACACGCCCAAAAAGAAGUAAACAGCGCUCGCCAGUGUGGCUGUUUGACUCGCUCUGCGCUGCUGCCAUCCUAUAGUUAUGGGCCCUCAGGCAUCAGGCGUUACUCAAUGGCGAUGUAUGCUCCUCCAUGAUGACUACCUUAUGCAUGGUAUUCCAUUGUAUCAAUAGCGCACUAUGGGUGGUCCCCUCCGUUCUAUCGCAGAAUGUGAUCAUCCGGAAAACCCCCUCAUGUGGCACCGACGUCGGUCCUGUGACUUUGUCUGUACACAGUAAUCGGAUGUCGUAAC